Messenger RNA from Hyposmocoma kahamanoa, 3273 nucleotides. It is a transcript of the gene Rat1, whose product is annotated as 5'-3' exoribonuclease 2 homolog. The transcript has 17 exons. Gene Ontology annotation, molecular function: RNA binding; 5'-3' RNA exonuclease activity. Gene Ontology annotation, cellular component: nucleus. Bases 61 to 2982 code for a protein of 973 amino acids. The record is from RefSeq and is a predicted model, not a curated record. Lineage: Eukaryota; Metazoa; Arthropoda; Insecta; Lepidoptera; Cosmopterigidae. Gene Ontology annotation, biological process: nuclear-transcribed mRNA catabolic process.
AAUUAUUUUUUAGAUCAUAACGAACCUGUAUACAAAUUAUACCAGAAACAGCUCCUAACGAUGGGAGUACCAGCAUUCUUUCGCUGGCUUAGCCGCAAAUACUCCAGUGUCAUUGUCGAAUGUGUAGAACAGAAGCCAAAAGAUGUAGACGGUCAAUUAGAGUACGCAGAUUCAUCAUUACCUAAUCCAAAUGGGGUAGAAUUCGACAAUUUGUAUUUGGACAUGAAUGGUAUAAUUCACCCUUGCACACACCCUGAAGAUAAACCACCGCCAAAGGACGAGGACGAGAUGAUGGUGGCCAUCUUCGAAUGCAUUGACCGCCUAUUCCGCAUCGUCAGACCUAGGAAACUUUUGUACAUGGCUAUUGAUGGAGUUGCUCCUCGUGCAAAGAUGAACCAGCAACGGUCUCGCCGUUUCCGUGCCUCCAAGGAGACUCAAGAGAAGAUUGAAGAAGUGGCUCGCAUCCGCUCUGAGCUGCAGGCCAAAGGUGCUUAUUUACCUCCAGAGAGGCCUAAAGAAGCACACUUUGACUCUAACUGCAUCACUCCAGGCACUCCUUUUAUGGACAGACUUAGCAAGUGUCUGCAUUAUUAUAUUCAUGACAGAUUGAACAACGACCCUGGCUGGCGUGGCAUUAAGGUAAUUCUCUCUGAUGCAAACGUACCUGGAGAAGGAGAACACAAGAUUAUGGAUUACAUUCGAAGGCAGAGAGCUCAACCGGACCACGAUCCGAACACACAGCACGUCCUCUGCGGCGCGGACGCCGACCUGAUCAUGCUGGGGCUGGCCACUCACGAGCCCAACUUCACCAUCAUACGAGAGGAGUUCAAGCCCAACAAACCUCGCCCUUGUGACGUUUGUGGACAGCUAGGCCAUGAAAUGAAGGAGUGCACUGGCACGACCCCGGACGCGUCACUGGUCCGAUCAGACCCUGCCUUCGGCAACCAGGACAACUUUAUCUUCGUGCGCCUCAGCGUUCUCCGAGAGUACCUCGAGAAGGAACUACAGAUGCCAAACCUCCCAUUCCCGUACGAUUUCGAGCGAGCGUUGGACGACUGGGUGUUCAUGUGCUUCUUCGUUGGGAACGAUUUUCUACCGCAUCUGCCCAGCCUCGAGAUCAGAGAGGGCGCUGUCGACAGGCUCGUCAACCUUUAUAAGAAAUGCGUCUACAAGACCAGGGGUUGGAUAACGGACUCCGGUGACGUGAACCUAGAUCGCGUGCAAGUUAUAAUGGACGAGCUGGGCCACGUGGAAGACGAAAUCUUCAAGCGGCGUCAUCAGAACGAGCUCAAUUUCAAGGCGAGAGACAAAGCCAAGAAGAGACAGAAGAUCAACUUUGCGCUGCUUGACCAGACACAGUUUGCUCCUGCUAAAAUAGGAGAAGUGAGAACUGUAAAGAAUGCUCGCCAAGAAGCCGCUGAUAUUCGGUUAGCGGGCAUGAAAGCUGCGGUUCAGGAAGAAGAUUCGCAACGCGGCCGCAAGCGCUCCGCCACGCAAGCCGGCCUCGAGAAUGACGAAGACGAUGACGACGACAAGAACGACGAGGUCCGCCUUUGGGAGGAGGGGUUCAAGGAGCGCUACUACGAGAGCAAGUUCGAGGUCGCCACAGACAACAUGGAGUUCCGGUACCGCGUGGCGCUGCAAUACGUGCGGGGCUUGUGCUGGGUGCUGCGCUAUUACUACCAGGGCUGCGCCAGCUGGAAGUGGUACUUUCCUUACCACUACGCGCCCUUCGCCUCCGACUUCGUCAACAUUCAAGGCCUGUCCACCAAGUUCGAGAAGGGGACGCAACCGUUCCGUCCGCUGGAGCAGCUGAUGGGUGUGUUCCCGGCAGCCAGCUCGCAGCACGUGCCCAAACCUUGGGCCACCCUCAUGAGCGACCCUUUUUCACCAAUCAUUGACUUCUACCCGACGGACUUCAAGAUCGACCUGAACGGAAAGAAGUUCGCGUGGCAAGGAGUGGCGCUGUUGCCCUUCGUUGACGAAAACCGCCUCUUUAAAGCUCUGGAGCCUUAUUACAAGGAGUUAACACAGGCCGAGUUGCAACGCAACACCCGCGGACACGAUCGCCUGUACGUGUCGACGGGCAACAAGAGCUUCGAGUUCUUGCUCGGCCUGUACGAGCAGGCGGGCCACGACAUCAAGAAGCUCAUCGCCAGCGAUCAGAAGUACCCGUUCAGGGCUGAAGGCGUGCGUGGUGACGUCAUGCUGAGCGCCGACUGCGUCUGUCAAGGCGGGCAGUUGGCGUCGCCCGUGAUCGGGCUGCGACCGGUGCUGGGCAACCGCGUGGUGUGCGUGCGCUUCGUGGAUCCGCAGUUCCCCGAUGACUUCGUCUUCCCCGCGAGGAGGCUCAAGCUCGCGCAGCAGCCGCCGAGGGUGCUCAAGCCUGGGGACUUGAGCCACCAGGAGAACAGGAAUUGGAAGCCGCAAAUCGGCAUGGUCCGCUCGCACACGAUAGCGAACCUCGAGGCGGCCGGCCACCGCAUGCUGGGCCAUCACCUGCCGAGGGACAGGUCCUACACCUCGGUGCCGCCCCCGCAGCACCAGCAGCAACACAAUCGCUCACAAUCGUUCGGACCUUACCGAACCGGCUACGUAGCCCACGGCUCCCAACAGAACUUCAACCAGGGCUACAAUCAGGGCUACAGCCAGAACCAAAGCAACCAUCAAAGCUACAGCCAGAGUCCUCAAGGCUAUCAGGGCCAAUCACGAAGCGGAUACAACCAGUCAGGCCCCGAAAGAUUCGGACAAAAUAGAAACCAGAAUCAGAGCUACGGCUAUCAGCAGAACAGACGUGGCGGAUACAGCGGUCAAAGUCAAGGAUACAACAAUCAAAAUCAAGGACAUUCUCAAGGCUAUAAUUCCAAUAGACAAGGUCACCAAGGGCAAGGCGUUAACCAUAAUCGUCAAGGAUAUUAUAGUCCGGGACAAAAUCCCAGAUACCAAAGUGGUCAGAGCAAUCAGAGAUCCACGUGGCGUUGAAUAGUUUAACGGAGCACAUGUUAAAUGAAAAAAAAAUGCUAGGGGAGGUUUUGGGAUGGAUAAGCAUAACGCUUAUGAGAGCCAAUGUGGCCGGAUAAAUACUUAAAAUAAUAAAUAAUUGUAAGACGUGUUCGUUGCCGAACAAAAUAAUAAAAAAACGCAAAUGUAAUGUUCAAGAAUAUCAACCGUGAUUAAGCCAUUGCUUUUAACGUAACAAAAACUAGUUUUUACAAAAAUGUUCAGUUUACGGAACUUUGUGCGUACAGUAUCAUAAUACCAACUAAUUACCAG